GUAACUUGUCAGAUGCACGUGCUUCCAAUUUGUCGCCGUUGGAAAAGUUUACAAAUAUGACCGAUUUAUCGUUUUCCAUGGAUGAUUUACGAGGCCGAACAUACAGAGAUCUUCAGCAACUAGCUAAAUCUCUUGGAUUGCCUUCUAAUGUUAAGAAAAUAUACCUAAUCCAACUAAUCCAUGCCAAGAAGUACAGUACUCCAACUGAAGUGGAAGCCAUAGUAGAGAGAGUGAAGCUGGAAAGGAAACAACAGGCGCAAGUGCGUAAACGGGUACCCAAGAAAGGGACGAAGAAAACAAACUUGCAAUUAUCAGAAAUAUCAUCGACCAGCAACUCCCAGUCUCCGCCAAUCAGCCACACUCCAAAACGCCCGGGCCACAUCAUAGUCCCUUGCUCUGAAGUGCGCCACACUAUCGUGAAAUAUCCACGACAGAGCAUGAUCAGAUCUACGUACAUCAAGAAAACUUAUCCGUCACCGGUACCAACAACGAGUGACAGAGUUCUCCGCAGCUUCAGUCUAAAACCUAAGAAUCAGAAUUCCAUUCUAAACGUCUUCAAAGAGGAGAACCCAACUAGUUUGAAUGAAGCAAGAAUGGAUAUAAUUGGUGCACACAAAGUGUAUCCGAGAGCGAGUGCAAUAGCUAAAUGUUUGGUGAAAAAGCAGAGGCCGCAGAUGCAAAGCCGUAGUGCCAGUUUGGUGGAACGACUGAGAGGGCAAUUGCUUCCAAUGGCUAGGAUGAAUUCAUGCCCUCUCCCGGCCCGUCGUCAGCGAGUAUUAAGCGGUAUAUACCCGAUCACCGCAAAAGUAACGAAAGACACUUCAAAAGUCAACUACGAGUACAUCCAAAGCGUCGGCUUCCGCAGAAGUGACGGCACAGUCUCCCGCAUCAACGCACUCGUACAAAAGUCCUGCAACGAACAACCAAGAAACUUAGAAGUCACUGUUCAAGACUUAAUCAACUCAAACGUUGAUUCCCAGCAAGCGCAAAGUCUUGAAUACCCUAACAUGUCGAGUGUAACCGAUUAUAGUCAGAAUUACCAGAGGCAGAGAACUCAAUUUGAAAUGCCAGAUAGGAGUUACCCGAACCAGUGUAUUGAUGAUUCGGUGUACUACCAUAAGAAGAUUCGGGCGGAGCAAGUCAGGUCUCAGAGGCCAAGUGUGAGGGAAGAGAGAUGCAAAGAGAAGUUACCGAACAUUAACGAAGUGUUUACGAGGUUUAACGAUGUGCAGAGAAGAGAUCUCACUCAACCGAUCUACGUUCAAGUCAGCGAUGAGUCUGAGAGGAUCCUUAACUACCCAGUGUACAUGGCUCGCAACAGUACCAAUCUGCUGGAGAACCUGUACAACUUCAAGCGCGGCUUCCUAGUCCACCAGCCGCUUCUACAAGUAGCCACCGCGGCUUCCACCAGAUGCGUGUAUAGCACGCCCGUUAUAGCCUCCGCAGUGGCGCACACCUCCUCGCUUGGUCCCGAUUACAAUGCAUCUU
Ostrinia furnacalis (Asian corn borer) is the source of this 1488-nucleotide messenger RNA. RefSeq lists its product as uncharacterized. The transcript is spliced from 6 exons. The record is from RefSeq and is a predicted model, not a curated record. Lineage: Eukaryota; Metazoa; Arthropoda; Insecta; Lepidoptera; Crambidae. The annotation marks the transcript as partial.